CAUGGACAGCUCACCUGCGACAUGUACCUGCUUCGCCUCCCUGCAAACAACUUCCAUUGAUCACUUUUCCUACGCGAGAUCGCAUAGCGAUGAUCCUACGAAUAGCAGCGUAACCGACAAACACAAUUCCCGCGAUCAUGGCGACACGAGCAGAGCGGUACAAGGAAGUGCCACAGUCGGCUCAAGAGCGCCGAGCUGGCGAGAAUGCACUCAGCGACUUCGCCGACUAUGUCAAUAAGCAGCAAGCGCUACGGCGCCCGCCGAUCAAUGGGCCGGAGAAGACGAACGGCGCAUCCAAAACCGAACAUGCAGAGCUCGACAUUCUCGACACAUUAGAUCUCGGAGACGACAAGCCCAAAGUACGGCUAAAACACCUUCUGCUCGAUGUCGAUGAUGCGACAAAGGAUGAGAGUACGAAGCAGCUCGAAGCUGUCAUCAGUACGCGACUAGAUGAGGGGCACAAUGAGUGCUUGUUCGAUGUCGGAUUGGAGGACAAUGGCGACAGCCAGCAAUUGACCGAGCAGGAAUGGGAUGCUGCUCUCGCGCGGCUGCAGGCCAUCGCCACCAAGCUCAAGGCCGAUUGGAAGGUAUUGAUGACCAAAAACGUCCCAAAUAGCCCAGUCGACGUGGGCAAUGAGAACAAGAAAGAGCGAGGAUGUGUGGGUAAGAUCAUGAUCAGACGGCGACCUACCGAUGUCGAUGACCAGAUUGAGACCCGUAUCGCUGUGGUGGGCAAUGUCGAUGCAGGCAAGAGCACGUUACUCGGUGUGCUGGUUAAGGGCGGGCUGGAUGAUGGUCGUGGCAAGGCACGGGUAAAUCUCUUCCGGCAUAAGCACGAGAUUGAAUCUGGUCGCACAUCGAGUGUGGGCAUGGAGAUUAUGGGAUUUGACACCAAAGGCGAGGUCGUGGUUUCUGGAGUACCUGGCCGAAAGUUGAGCUGGGAGGAGAUUGGAAAGAGAAGCGCCAAAGUCAUCUCGUUCACAGACUUGGCCGGGCACGAGCGCUACCUACGGACAACGGUCUUUGGACUGUUGUCCAGCGAGCCCAAUUACUGCCUGCUUAUGGUAGCGGCGAACAAUGGCCUGAUCGGAAUGUCGAAAGAGCACCUCGGCAUUGCCCUGGCUCUGAAUGUACCAGUCAUGGUCGUCAUCACCAAGAUCGACAUCUGCCCGCCUCAGAUCCUGCAGCAGACCAUCACCCAGUUGACCAAGAUCCUCAAAUCUCCGGGAGCACGCAAGAUACCUAUCUUCAUCAAGAACCGCGAGGAGUGUAUCAACACUGCUACACAGUUCGUUUCUCAGAGGAUAUGCCCAAUCUUCCAAGUCUCCAACGUCACAGGCGAAUCGCUGGAUUUGGUUCGAGAAUUCUUGAACAUCCUGCCACACCACGGCAAGUACGACGUGGAUGCUCCUUUCGAGUUCCACGUCAACGACACCUUCUCGGUUCCAUUCGUUGGUACUGUGGUCUCCGGUGUCGUGAAGUCGGGCAUCGUCCAUGCUGGCGACACCGUCAUGGUUGGACCGGAUGGGCUGGGCCAAUUCACCACGACUACAGUUCGCUCCAUCGAACGAAAACGCAUAAGCACUCCCGCUGCCACCGCCGGCCAAAGUGCUUCGUUUGCACUUCGACGAGUGCGACGCAAGGACGUGCGGAAAGGAAUGGUAGUCCUGCUGGCCAAAUCCGAUGCAAAUCCGCAUCUCGAGGCUCCAAAGCCACAGGUCUACCGCGAGUUCGUUGCAGAGGUCCUUAUCCUUUCGCACGCUACCACCAUCCGGACCAAGUAUCAGGCCAUGUUGCAUGUCGGUCCUGUGAGCCAGACCUGUGCCAUCAUCGACAUCGACCGAGACUACAUCCGAACUGGUGAUCGAGCUACAGUGGCUUUCCGCUUCGUCCAACGUCCAGAGUUCUUAGCUGUUGGCGACAGGAUACUGUUCCGUGAGGGACGUACCAAAGGUCUUGGUAUCGUCAAGGCUGUUGGGUACGAUCCGUCGAAACCUCUGAACCCGGACCCGGCGAAGCAGAAUGAGACACCGAAAAGCGAGCCAGUUGAAUCGAAAGGCUCGACAUCUAAGGCUGCGUAAGCACCGUUGAACUCGGAGCCAUUGGGUCUCGCCAAUCGCGGCCGCUAUUGUGGAUGAAUCUCUACACGCUGCGGUAGAUAUGCCUACGAAUAUGACAUGUUUCACGAUUGGGCAAUGCAUGGCGUUGGGGUGAUUUUGGGGUUUGAGGUCUGGCUGACCUCACAAUACAGGGACGAGUAGACUCUGUAUUUGUUCUUGUAGACAUGCUUACUACUUCUUCUUUGGAACCUUCUUCUUUGGACGUG
This is a messenger RNA of Cercospora beticola, 2326 nucleotides long. RefSeq lists its product as uncharacterized. Gene Ontology annotation, biological process: translational elongation. The record is from RefSeq and is a predicted model, not a curated record. NCBI's taxonomy places the organism in Eukaryota, Fungi, Ascomycota, Dothideomycetes, Mycosphaerellales, Mycosphaerellaceae. Gene Ontology annotation, molecular function: translation elongation factor activity; GTPase activity; GTP binding.